Messenger RNA from Suillus bovinus, 1017 nucleotides. RefSeq lists its product as uncharacterized. NCBI's taxonomy places the organism in Eukaryota, Fungi, Basidiomycota, Agaricomycetes, Boletales, Suillaceae. The record is from RefSeq and is a predicted model, not a curated record. The transcript has 6 exons. The coding region runs from base 1 to 1017 and encodes 338 amino acids.
AUGUUUGACGAACUACCCUUGGGUCAAACUCUGAAUGUCGCUGAGGUACUGGUGGAUUCCGGUGUUCCUUCCGUGAACAUGACUGGCUGCACGACGAAUCUUGAUGAUGAUGUCAUGCAGCCUGAAGCACAAGCAGACGGUACAGAUACUCUAAGCACCAUUCAAGACCGGUAUCCCCAGUGGAAAGCGGUCCUCAUUCACUUGCGGCUUGAGAUGAGAUCUGAUGUUGCUCUCGAAAUACCCAUUAAUCUGUUCUUACUCACACAAGCCAAUUACUCCAAGGAAAGGAAAGAGUUUGUCAGCAAGCUCUUCCAACGGAGCCUCACUGCGGUUGGGAUAGAUUAUGCAUCUCUGGAUCACAUUAUAUCAUCCGAUGGGCAUACCCAUAUCACAAAAGAUGCUAUAUUGGGGAUGGUCGGUAAAUGGUUGUCUGCGCUUCUGUCCCUCAUGAAACGGGCAGCUACCAUCGCAAUCGCAGACAGCAGACUGAUGAACAAUUUUAUCCUUCAAAACCCGUGCCCCUUCACUCUGCAGAGUGACAUGUGUUCCAUGUGUGUACAACUGAUGAACAUGUUUAUGUCUCCCUACUCGACCCAUUUCCCGAUUGCUACUAAUGAUUUUGUGCGGUUCCUUCGCAUGGGCAUUGAAAAAUCACUCAUUCACUAUCUGGUAUACAGGCCCACUAAAUCAGCCAAUGUGAGCAGAAUUAUGGCUAAUAUCAACCGCCCUAUCUUCAGGCACGCCUCACAUCUACCCCCGGCGACAUUAGCAUUUGUAGGGGCCUGCUGUUACAGCACUCUCCUCUCCUAUCUAAUAGAUAUGGUCAAGACAGGGGGAGUCAGCACUAACCUAUCACAAUUUCCUUCUGUUAGCGAGGUAUAUGACAAACUUCUCAGGACGGCAAUGGACCUGUUCACACAGCAAGGUGACCCAGAACUCCCGAUUCUCCACAUUUACCUUGCAGGGUUUUGCAACUUGAAGAAAACUGAUGUCAUCAAGAUUGCCCGCCGUAAAUAA